AUGGCUUCUCCGGCGGCCGUCCGCGGGGGUCGUCUAGCCGACCCACUGCUGGCCGCCGACGUCGUCGUCGGCGCCAAGGACAGGUACUGGGUGCCCGCCGACGAGAGAGAGAUCCUGGCGUCGCAGAAGAGCGGCGCCGGCGAGGACGGCCGGGUACCGCUGCUCUACCGCACGUUCAUGGUCAACGGCUUCCUCAUCAACCUUUACAGGUUAUUGACUCUGGUGAGAGUGAUAGUGGUGAUUCUAUUCUUCACGUGGCGCAUGAGGCACCGGGACUCGGACGCGAUGUGGCUGUGGUGGAUCUCGGUCGUCGGCGACCUCUGGUUCGGACUCACCUGGCUGCUCAACCAGAUCACCAAGCUCAAGCCCAGGAAAUGCGUCCCAAGCAUCUCCGUCCUCAGAGACCAGCUCGACCAGCCCGACGGCGGCUCCGACCUCCCCCUCCUGGACGUGUUCAUCAACACCGUCGACCCGGUGGACGAGCCGAUGCUCUACACCAUGAACUCCAUCCUCUCCAUCCUGGCCACCGACUACCCCGUCGACAAGUACGCCACCUACUUCUCCGACGACGGCGGGUCGCUGGUGCACUACGAGGGCCUGCAGCUGGCGGCGGAGUUCGCCGCGUCCUGGGUCCCCUUCUGCCGGAAGCACUGCGUCGAGCCCCGGGCCCCGGAGAGCUACUUCUGGGCCAAGAUGCGCGGGGAGUACGCCGGCAGCGCGCCCAAGGAGUUCCUUGACGACCAUCGGCGGAUGCGCGCGGCGUAUGAGGAGUUCAAGGCGAGGCUGGACGGGCUUUCUGCCGCCAUCGAGCAGCGGUCGGAGGCGUGCAACCGUGCCAACGGGAAAGACAAAGAGGAGUGUGCAAAUGCUACUUGGAUGGCUGAUGGGUGCACGCAAUGGCAGGGGACGUGGAUCAAACCGGCAAAGGGCCACAGGAAAGGACACCACCCUGCAAUUCUUCAGGUAAUGCUGGAUCAACCGAGCAAGGAUCCUGAGCUGGGCAUGGCGGCGAGCUCCGACCACCCUCUGGACUUCAGCGCCGUGGACGCGCGCCUCCCGAUGCUGGUCUACAUCGCCCGGGAGAAGCGGCCGGGCUACGACCACCAGAAGAAGGCGGGCGCCAUGAACGUGCAGCUGCGCGUCUCCGCGCUGCUCUCCAACGCGCCCUUCAUCAUCAACUUCGACGGCGACCACUACGUCAACAACUCGCAGGCCUUCCGCGCCGCCAUGUGCUUCAUGCUCGACCCGCGCGACGGCGCCGACACGGCCUUCGUCCAGUUCCCGCAGCGCUUCGACGACGUCGACCCCACCGACCGCUACUGCAACCACAACCGCAUGUUCUUCGACGCCACCCUCCUCGGCCUCAACGGCAUCCAGGGCCCCUCCUUCGUCGGCACUGGCUGCAUGUUUCGCCGUGUCGCCCUCUACAGCGCUGACCCUCCCCGGUGGCGCCCCGACGACGCCAAGGAGGCCAAGGCCUCGCACUACAGGCCCAACAUGUUUGGCAAGUCCACGUCCUUCAUCAACUCCAUGCCGGCGGCCGCCAACCAAGAACGGUCCGUCCCGUCACCGCCGACGGUUGGAGAGGUGGAGCUCGCCGACACGAUGACGUGCGCCUACGAGGACGGCACCGAGUGGGGCAACGACGUCGGGUGGGUGUACAACAUCGCGACGGAGGACGUGGUGACCGGCUUCCGGCUGCACCGCACGGGGUGGCGCUCCACGUACUGCGCCAUGGAGCCCGACGCGUUCCGCGGCACGGCGCCCAUCAACCUGACGGAGCGGCUCUACCAGAUCCUGCGCUGGUCGGGGGGAUCCCUCGAGAUGUUCUUCUCCCGCUUCUGCCCGCUCCUGGCCGGCCGGCGGCUCCACCCCAUGCAGCGCGUCGCCUACAUCAACAUGACCACCUACCCGGUCUCCACCUUCUUCAUCCUCAUGUACUACUUCUACCCGGUGAUGUGGCUCUUCCAGGGGGAGUUCUACAUCCAGAGGCCGUUCCAGACGUUCACGCUGUUCGUCGUCGUCAUCAUCGCCACGGUGGAGCUCAUCGGCAUGGUGGAGAUCAGGUGGGCCGGCCUCACGCUGCUCGACUGGGUCCGCAACGAGCAGUUCUACAUCAUCGGCACCACCGGCGUGUACCCGAUGGCCAUGCUGCACAUCCUCCUCAGGUCCUUCGGCAUCAAGGGGGUGUCCUUCAAGCUGACGGCCAAGAAGCUCACGAGCGGCGCCAGGGAGAGGCUCGCGGAGCUCUACGACGUGCAGUGGGUGCCGUUGCUGGUGCCCACGGUGGUGGUGAUGGCCGUGAACGUGGCCGCCAUCGGCGCGGCGGCGGGCAAGGCGAUCGCUGGGCGGUGGUCGGCCGCGCAGGUCGCCGGGGCGGCGAGCGGGCUCGUGUUCAACGUGUGGAUGCUGCUGCUGCUCUACCCGUUCGCGCUCGGGAUAAUGGGGCGCUGGAGCAAGAGGCCAUACAUCCUGUUCGUUGUGCUGGUGACCGCGGUCGCUGCCACCGCGUCCGUGUACGUCGCGCUCGCCGGCUCCCUACCGUACUUGCAUUCGAGGAUAAAGCUACUUUAA
Molecule: messenger RNA, 2574 nt
Organism: Triticum turgidum subsp. durum (durum wheat)
Lineage: Eukaryota; Viridiplantae; Streptophyta; Magnoliopsida; Poales; Poaceae
Source: the annotation of a GenBank genome assembly